CGGAGGCUCUGGGGGACGGCGGGCGCGGGCGCGCACGGGAGGCACGGGCAGUCGGCGCCGGGCGGACCCUCGGUGGGCAGCGCGCCCACUUCCCCGGGCCGCGGCUGCGGGCGGCUCCGGCCCGCGCGGCCCCUCCGCCUUCAAGUCUGGGAGCUCCCGGCCCCACGCUGCCGGUGCCCAUGGGGAUCCGAGAGUUUCCCGGCGGCGCACCCAGGAGCAAAAGCAUCGCCGUUGGCAUGAGGAGGUCACCGGACGUCAGCCCCCGGAGACUGUCCGACAUCAGCCCCCAGCUCCGGCAGCUCAAGUACCUGGUGGUGGACGAGGCUAUUAAGGAGGACCUGAAAUGGUCGCGCUCUGUGGAGGACCUCACUAGCGGGCCCGUGGGACUCACGUCCAUUGAGGAGCGGAUCCUGCGCAUCACAGGCUACUACGGCUACCAGCCCUGGGCAGCGAGCUACAAAAGGGAGGAGCGCCCCCGGGACUCCCCGGGCCCGGCGGAGGCCCAGGCACCGGCUGGGGCAGAUGCCAGCGGCCGAACGAGCCACCCCUGCUGGAGAUGCUCCCGGGCACAGCUCAAGAAGAUUUUCUGGGGCGUGGCGGUGGUGCUGUGCGUGUGUUCCUCCUGGGCGGGCUCCACGCAGCUUGCCAAGCUGACCUUCAGGAAGUUCGAUGCUCCCUUCACCUUGACGUGGUUUGCCACCAACUGGAACUUUCUGUUUUUCCCGUUGUAUUACGUGGGGCACGUCUGCAAGUCGGAGGAGAAGCAGUCUGUGAGGCAGAGAUACAGGGAAUGCUGUCGAUUUUUUGGAGACAAUGGCUUGACUUUGAAGGUGUUUUUUACCAAGGCAGCACCCUUUGGUGUUCUUUGGACACUCACAAACUACUUGUACUUACAUGCAAUAAAGAAAGUAAACACUACGGAUGUCUCCGUGUUGUUCUGCUGCAACAAAGCUUUUGUGUUCUUGCUCUCAUGGAUCGUUCUCAGGGACAGGUUCAUGGGAGUGAGGAUCGUGGCCGCCAUCCUCGCCAUUGCUGGGAUCGUGAUGAUGACCUACGCCGACGGCUUCCACAGCCACUCUGUCAUCGGCAUAGCGCUGGUGGUGGGCUCUGCGUCCAUGUCUGCCCUGUACAAGGUUCUGUUCAAGCUCCUCCUGGGCAGUGCUAAGUUCGGAGAAGCCGCCUUAUUUUUGUCCAUUUUGGGCGUGUUUAACAUCCUCUUCAUCACCUGUAUCCCCGUCAUCCUCUACUUCACCAAAGUGGAAUACUGGAGCUCGUUCCAUGACAUUCCAUGGGGGAACCUUUGUGGAUUUUCAGUCCUCUUGUUGACAUUCAAUAUCGUAUUAAAUUUUGGAAUCGCUGUUACGUAUCCCACUCUGAUGUCUGUUGGAAUCGUCCUCAGUGUACCUGUGAAUGCAGUGGUGGAUCACUACACCAGUAAGAUAGUCUUCAACGGGGUGCGGGUUAUCGCCAUCAUCAUCAUCGGCCUGGGCUUCCUCCUCCUGCUUCUGCCCGAGGAGUGGGACGUCUGGCUCAUCAAGCUUCUCACCCGCCUCAAAGUGAGGAAGAAGGAGGAGACGGCAGAGGGCGGCGCGGACCCGGGCUCGGGGCCUCAGAGCAAGAGCCGAAGGGCCCGGCCCUCCUUCGCGCGCUGACCGCGGCCCUGCAGGACUCUGCGGCGAUCGCUCACGCUCGGGUUAGGGCCUCGGAGGUCUGCUCCGGACGGGGGAACCCUCGGUUGGGUAAGGUGUGUACAUACCUGUACAGUUCCGGUAACCUGCGGUAAGUUAUACGGUAUUUAUUGGCAUGUCCAAUUUGCUUGCACUUUUCCCACAUCAGACCUUUCACCCAAGGGUACCAGUUCCAAGUGGAAGAGAAGAGACGAGCCUCCGGCCCUUUCGAAAUGAAUGUCAAAGUCCAUGUCAGUGUUCGGGGGGACAAGAGGCAGGGCGCGUGUUUUGAAUCUUAGCAACUGCAAAUUACAUUGCACACUGUGAUUAUUUUCCAGCUAUGGUAGGGUCACAUUUUGUUUUAUACCAGAGCUGUACUCUUAAUUUUAAGGGAUUUCAAAUGAACCAAAAGACAACUGUAAGUCACUUUGAGUGGUUGGAGGAUGGAUGGAGGGAUGGAUGCCAAGAGAGGAAGCAGAAAGGUCCAAACGGACUUCGGGACCCACCGGCGGUGGCUGAGCUGGGGGUGGCAGGUGGAGGACAGGCCCCAGCCAGGUUACAGAGAGGGAAGGAGGAGUCGGAGCCCCAGCUGGCCUGCUCUCACGUGAGUGUGUAAGAUCGUGCAAGAGAAAUUACAGUGCCUUCUACAGAAUUUUUGUCCUUACCUACGUGAAGCGAGGUGACAUUGUAAGUCACUGGCGCCGUCUUAUAAUUUAGAUGUACAAAAUCUUUAGAAACAAAACUAUGUGUGUGUACAUGUACAAAAACAACAGGCUGACGACCAGUGUAAGGGAACAUGGCUAGCGGUGUGCAUUGCACAUGUCAGAUGGACACGGCGAGACUGUGAACUGCUGGUUGCUUUUACUCCAUGACCAAGAUGGAAAAAUUAUCUACCGAAUCUGUAAACCUUUUUAUGAAACUUUUAAAGCACCAGGCUGUUUACUUACACAGUUUAGGUCUGCCAGAAAAUUCUAUCUGUGAUAGAUCUGUCAAGAGGGACGUGGGGGUUAGAGUUUACUAUUUUUGAAGUUUACAUUGUUACAUACGAAAUGGAAACCUUAUUUUGAAAUGUUGUCAUAACCCAGUGGUGCAUUCUGUGACCAUGGAGUCUUUCGUUUCCUAGGGGAAAGGGGCAUUCAUGACCUGAACUUUGUAGCAAAUUAUUAUUCUCAGUUUCCAUUACCUGUUUGGCCAAACAGAUUAAUAAACUAUUUAAAAAAGAAGCAUUUCGCACCGCGUUGGUGGCCACUUUGUCACAGCCCCACUGUGCCCCUUCCCUCCUCGCCUUCCCCUUGGCUCCCAGCAGGUCCCGCCCUCCUGACCCAUCCAGGCUCGCGAACCAGCCCAGACACCUCAGAGGAAGAAAAUUCUUACUGGAACAACAGAGUUGACUGUCUCCAAAGCAAAACAAGGGCAGGAGCUCCUGAACUCACCUCCAUCUCUCCUUUGUGCCCCUCUCCUUUCCCUCCAGGUGCCUGUCUGCCCCAUCCCUCCCCACUCAGCCCUGGGUGUCCCUGUUCUCUCUCAUUUUUUUGCAUGGACUCGUUCAUCCGAGCAGCUCGCACCGACCCCUCCUAGCUGCCUCCAAGCGGCAGCCGCAGUCCCCAUGUGGACAUGGUCUUCCAGCUCCCCUCACACACCUCCCUUCUGCCUGCGCGUCCUAACCCCGUUCUAGCUCUGGAGAGUUUGUUGUACCGGCUUCGGUAGCACACACACAUUUCUGUUCCAGGCAGCUCCAGCCAGGGGCUGUCAAGUUCAAUGUCUCUCACUCUGCAGCUGCAAACAGAGGUGCUCUAAGGGUGGGAGGAGGGCGUGAGCAGAGAGAGCAGAUGGCGAGAACACCUCAUCCUUCCAGCCACACCUAGAGAGACUCCACACCAUGGGGUGUUUGCUUGCUAUGUGGGGUCGGAACCCGGGAGCUGAGCUGUCCAAGGCAGAGAGGUCCCUGCCUGACGUGUCCAGUAUGUGCUGUGAGGAGGAUCCCAUACACCCCCUCAACGGAGCUGGGAUGAGUCCCCUCCAGGAUUCUGUCUGGGCUCCAGACCUCUCCAGUAUCCUCAGGGGGGCAAGCAAACAUUUUGGAGGUAAGCCAUAAUGUGAAAACAUUGGGAAACCCAGCCCUGGAGUAGAGUCGACUACCUCAUUCUCCUAUUGGCAUAAAAGGCCAUGAAGACCCAAAAUUAUUGCAAGCAGGGGCUCGGAGGGAUAUUUGUACACCCUGUUCACUGCAGCCUUAUUCUCAGCAGCCAAGGGUUGGAGACCACCCAAGCAUCUGCCAGUGGCUGAAUAGACAAACAACAUGUACACAAACAGAAUAGUAUUUAGCCUUAAAAAAGGGGGGGGGGGAUUCUGACCGAUGUUGCCACAUGGAUGAAUCUUGAAGACAUAAUGCCGAAUGAAGUAAGUCACAAAAAUCCACAAAUAUAGGAUUCUCUUUAUGUGAGGUACCCAAAGUCGUCAAGUUCAUAGAUCCAGAAGGUAGAAUGGCGGUUACUAGGGACUGGGGAUGAAGAGACAUCAUUCAGUGAGGACAGAGUUUUAAUUCUGUAAAAUAAAGAUGUUCUGGGAGGUGGGUGGUGGUGAUGGCCGCCCAAUAAUGUGAAUGAACCGAACCCCUAAAAAUCCUUAUAUAGUAAAUUUCAUGUAUAUUUUAUCAUAAUAAAAAAAGAAACUUUGAAGGCUAAGCUAUGUGAAAUAAAAAAGAUUAGGACUCUAGGAAUGGUUGAAGGCUCUUUCAGGAAUAAGGUAGGAGAGAUUUGAGAUGUUUCUUUCCAGAAAGAAGCCAAACCACAACCUCUCAUCCCCACCUCAAGCAGGUUUCAAGGACUGGGAUGAGCUGUGGCCAACCCGGAAGGAAUCUAGAAGAGAAAAUCCCAGAAAAGACUCCCUCCCAGGGGAACCAUUGGGGUGACUCUGGGAAAACAGCCUCCAUCUCUGCUCUGUCUGGGGAAAUCGUCUGCCCUCUAGAGGCCAGUCUGGAUAACAACACAGGGAUGAUUGUAUUUCCACGCCUUUUGAGGAUUAGGAGGGGAGACAGAAGGUACAAAGGGGAGUAAGGGGCCUCUGCUGCUGAUCCAGGUGCCAGACCCUCAGAGCCUCCAGCCCUACCUCCUGCUCCAUCAGAAUACAGGUGCGAAGUGACCAGCCGCCUUGCUACAACCCGUCAGAGCGGUCUCUAGGAGCUCCUACCUGCUCACAUCUGCCGUGCAGAUGCCCAGGAUAAAGAGAAUCAAGAGAGAAGACAUUGUUGCCAGAGACCUCCGGCCCUGGAGAACAGAAAAGCAUCCUCAAGAAGAGGUUCUUCACCAUAAGGAAAAAACCAACGGAACAUAAAAAUCUCCAGAAGGACAUUCCAGGAAUCUCCAGUGUUUCCUCCUCAUUAGAAAUAGAAGAGCAACUGGUCACUUGAUCUCUUCAGUUUCUUAGGAAUCUACUGAGCGCUAGUGAUGUGGGGGAUAUCAGAGGCUAGGGGGGAACUAAAGUUAACCCAUAGCUCUGGAAACCCUGUUUAUGCCCACCUGCAGCAGCGUGCCUGAGGGGAGAGGGGGCAUUUUGUGAUACCAGGUGCAAUCAGACACAUGGCUGGUGAGUAGCCCAAACUCAUUCAUGUCCAAAACAUACUCCUGGUCCCCAGAGAGCUCUCCCCUGAGCAACAGCUAUGGGACCUAGACCCCUUCCAUGUGUCUUUUCAUAUUCAACGUGCAAUUUCAAAAUGGCGGUGCUCCUUGACAGGCCAGAGAGGAGAGUCCUGGAAGUAGCUCUUCUCACUUCUGCUAGAAGUUCAGAAAAUGGGUCAGUUUGAUGGACCUUCUGGCUGGUCUGUGCCCACCAAGAAGGGGUCAAUUUGGGUAUAAAGAAAGAAAAGAUGGUGGUAUAUCACUAUGGUGUUCUCUCUCUUUUUUUUUUUUUCAUGAUUUUUUAUUUAUUGAAGAGAGAGAGCAUGAGCGGGGAACAGAAGGCAGAAGGAGAGGGGGCAGACUUCCUGCCGGACUCAGGAUUCCAUCCCAGGACCCCGAGAUCAUGACCUGAGCAGAAGGCUGGCACAAUGGGAUUACAAGAGCUCAGCUUUCAAGAAAUGUAGACUAGACUGAUAUCAGCAAAUUGGUGGGAAAGGCAGCUCCAAGUUCUUGAAGCCCUCCCCCCAGAAACAUGGAAAACCAAGAACUGUCAGUACCAACUUUACCAGAACUCUGGAAAACAGUCAAAAGUUUAUGGCAACCAAAUGAGCACAGACUCAAAAAAUGGGAAUUUCAAAAUGGUGGGAAAUUUCAUGGUGAUCUUUUUACUUGUCUUUCCCUCAUGUCCUCCCCAGUACAGCAGCAGUUUUGGUCUUAAAAACUUAGCAGUCCACAUUUCUGGUCCCUGGCUCUGGAGGGAGUUGUGAAGACCUUACCCACAAGUCAUUAUGUGUUAUGGACUGAAUCGCACCCCCCUCAAAAUUCAUAUGUUGAAGCCCUAACCCCCAAUGUGACAGUAUUGGAGAAAGGGCCUUAAGGGAAAGAACUAAGGUUAAUUGAGGUCACAAGGGUGGGACUCUAAUCCAGUAGGAUGGGUGUCCUUGUAAGAAGAGCCUGUAUGAGGACACAGCAAGACAACAGCCAUCUGUAAGCCAGGAAGAGUGGCUUUACCCGAAACCAACCCUGAUAGCAACUGGACCUUAGACUUCUAGCUUCUAGAACUGUGAAGAAAUAAAAUCUGUUGUUUAUUCUA
Mustela lutreola (European mink) is the source of this 6377-nucleotide messenger RNA. RefSeq names its product solute carrier family 35 member F3 (gene SLC35F3). The record is from RefSeq and is a predicted model, not a curated record. The coding region runs from base 180 to 1652 and encodes 490 amino acids. The transcript is spliced from 10 exons. Gene Ontology annotation, biological process: thiamine transport. NCBI's taxonomy places the organism in Eukaryota, Metazoa, Chordata, Mammalia, Carnivora, Mustelidae. Gene Ontology annotation, cellular component: membrane.